Molecule: messenger RNA, 1310 nt
Organism: Colletotrichum acutatum
Lineage: Eukaryota; Fungi; Ascomycota; Sordariomycetes; Glomerellales; Glomerellaceae
Product: FtsJ-like methyltransferase
Exons: 8
Coding region: 140-1210 (356 amino acids)
Biological process (GO): RNA methylation
Cellular component (GO): mitochondrion
Molecular function (GO): rRNA (uridine-2'-O-ribose)-methyltransferase activity
Source: RefSeq, a predicted model, not a curated record
GAAACCUGAGGUCACCUUAAGAAAGCUUCCCUUCGACGUCUCUCAUCAUUCAUUUCAUGAACAUCGAGCGACAUAACGACUUUGAACGCUCAAGCGUGAUCAACUCUGCCCACUCUGACUUGUACUCUUGUCGUGUCAUAUGAGAAAUGUUAAGAGGGCGCUCAACCUUAUUAUAACACCACCAUCACAAUCCAUCCACACAAUGUCAGAAGCAGCAUACCGCCCUCUGUGGAGCGCUGCACUGCGUCAAGCCUCUUUUGGCAAAUUUACAACAUGUAGGCAAUGUCGAAUAAGCCUGCCUGGGAAUUUGCAGAUGCGCGCAUCUUCUUCCAAUUCGCGGUGGAAGAUGAGGCAGGGUAAAGACUUCUUUGCCCGCGAGGCCAAGGUGCAGGGGCUCAAGAGUCGGGCUGCGUUCAAGCUCCUAGAGAUGGAUGCCAAAUACAAAAUAUUCCGCAAGGGACAGACGGUAGUAGAUCUGGGGUAUGCUCCGGGGAGUUGGUCACAGGUUGCCGUCGAGCUCACGAAGCCCAACGGCCAGGUCCUGGGAAUCGACAUCAUACCUGCACAACCACCUAGGGGCGUCUCAACGAUCCAAGGCAACUUCCUUUCACCCGAUGUCCAGGGCAUGGUUAAGGACUAUCUCGAGCGAGCCAGACACCGGAAGAAGAUCUCGCCGCCAGCAGAUGAAGACGAAGAACUAGAGAACGAUGAAGAUGACCCGUCCGUGGACAGCGAAGCCACAGUCAUUGAGGAGAAACCGAGCUACAUCGACAUGGAGAGAGCAGCGUCUGAAACUCCAAGUACUGUCAAGGACGGAUCGGAGGCCAAGAAGGGUCGAUUGGUGGAUAUUGUGUUGAGUGACAUGUCAGCACCUUGGGACCAGACCAGUGGAUUCGGCGUGAACAGUCUUAGUAAUCCCUAUCAUAGGAUGAUGAACACGAGCGGCAUGGCCUUCCGAGACCACGCCGGAAGUAUGGACCUGUGCGGGGCAGCACUGCAUUUCGCCGAUGAUACGCUCAAGAACGGCGGGCAUUUCGUCUGCAAGUUCUAUCAAGGUUCCGAGGACAGAGAGUUUGAAAAGAAGUUGAAGACCUUGUUUGCCAAGGUCUUUCGGGAGAAGCCAGAGUCAUCUCGCAGUGACUCGAAAGAGGCGUACUUUGUCGCACUCAGAAGGAAAGGAAACGUAAGCUUAGAGAAUGACGGCCUAUAAUUGACUGUUGGAUGUGUAAGAGUAUGAAAGUCAAGUCGAGGGUACUGCCGUGUUACGAUAUAGAGGGCAAGCGGAAGACGAGCGAUUGCAGAGCUAUCAC